Messenger RNA from Sipha flava (yellow sugarcane aphid), 4468 nucleotides. RefSeq names its product histone-lysine N-methyltransferase EHMT2 (gene G9a). The coding region runs from base 108 to 4244 and encodes 1378 amino acids. Lineage: Eukaryota; Metazoa; Arthropoda; Insecta; Hemiptera; Aphididae. Gene Ontology annotation, molecular function: zinc ion binding; protein-lysine N-methyltransferase activity; p53 binding. The transcript is spliced from 16 exons. The record is from RefSeq and is a predicted model, not a curated record. Gene Ontology annotation, cellular component: nucleus.
GAUCACCACAUCCCAGUACGACGCCGUAGCGCUCGGUGGUCUACCGGCCAUAGCGAAUUCACCAGGAUAUGAUGACUGCAUGAACUAAACACAUUUUUGCCAAGUUGAUGAUCAGCACCAUGAAUCACAUGAAAGAUAAAAAACCUUGUAGACCUGACAUUCAAGAGAUAUUAUCAAGAAUGAAGAAUCGUUUUAUCAAUGAAGGAGAUUCUGAUUCUGAUGACUGUGUAAAAGCAGAAAAUAUUGUGACAACAACAACUGUUGUUGAAAGUAUUGUAAAUGAAACUCCUAUAGAAAAAAGUCCUGAUGAUGAGAUAGCAGAACUCAUGUUAAAAUUGAAUGGGCAAGUAGAUGAGGAGCUAGUAGCUAGUAUUAGAUCAAUGAAAAAAAUGUAUGAAAACCAGUCUAUAGUAGACAGUACAUCAUUAACAGAUAAUUUUGAUGAAACCGAACAGGAGAAACCUAGAAUUAUUUUAACGUUGAGACCAAAUGAAAAUAAACCUGAUACCUAUGUUAGUUCCACCAACCUUACAGAUUACAAUUCAAAUAGCCCAAAAAGAAAAAAACAAAUAAAUGAUGCUAAUACUGAAAUUCCUCCCCUUAAAAGGUCUUCAAGAAGAUCUAAUGAUAGUAAUCAGUCAGUGUUAAAGUCUGCUAUUGCUCGUAAAGAAAGAACAUUUAGUAUUGAUGUAGAUUCAAAAAAAAAAAUUCCAAAAAAAGUAAAAAAAGAACCAGAAGUCACAAAUGAAGUGGUUGCUCCUGUUAAUAUAAAAAAAACUAUUGAGAAUGAUAUCCAGGACAUUAAAGAAGAAAAAAAUGAAGAGAGUACUUGUGAUCAGAAAAAAAAGAAAAAAAAAUUUUUCAGAGGUGGACGAUACAAUAUUUUCAAGAAAAAAUCUUUACAUAAAGAACGUCAAAAAAAUGUUAAAAAAUCCAUUUGUAAUCAGAUAAACUCAGAUUCUGGACAUUUUGAUUUAGAUUCAUCAGAAACAAAUUCAGAAAAACAUUCUGCUUCAGUUUGUAGUGACAUUGGUACAUUAAUAUCUAGUGAUAAAAAUUAUCAGGACGAUAUGGAUACUAAUUUAUCUACUAUUGAUGUUGAAGAUAAAAUAAAUGAAGGUACUUCUGAUGUAGAAGACAGAGAUUUUCAAUUAUGUUUAUGUGAAUCAAGUAUUGAUGUAAUAAUAGUCGACGAAGGAAAAAUUUCUUGUAAAGCUGAGGAUUGUAUUGAUGGAAAAUUAAUAGCGUGCAAGAAAUUAGCUUUUCAUCUGGAUGAAUAUGGCUAUAUGCCUAUGUUAAGAGCAAAUGUUGCUUUACCUUUUUCAACAUUUUGUGAACAUCACAUGAAUCGUUUCUUUUUACAUCAUUGUUGCCCACGUUGUGGGAAAUUUUGUUCAGAGGGUAUAUUUAUGAUGUGUAAAAAUAAACAUUUUUCACACAUCGGUUGCCAUCAAAAAGACAAAGCUUGUUUACAUUGUGGUGUUAUUGAUGUUUAUGACAUAGAGUUGAAAAGACAUGUAAUUAAACAUAAGAAAAUAAGUAACCAUAAAAAAGAUUCACCCAAUGUGACUGUAGAAGUAGGAAGUAUGAAAUUGACUACUGUUGAUUGUCCACCAGAAAUCGAUGCAACUGAGUUAUCAAAAUAUUUGCAACAACUUAAAGAUGAAAUUAUUAAUCCUAAACGUACUAUGUACUCAGUUCUUGGACUUUAUCAAGCUUGUGAAUCAAAUGAUAUAAAAAAAGUUAUAUCGAUUUUAGGGGCAGAAUGCAAUCUUUCAUAUAAAUUUCCCAGUAAUCAUAAUCGAACAGGGUUACAUGCUGCAGCUAGUAAUGGACAUCUUAUGAUUGUGUAUUUAUUACUACAAGCUGGUGUGGACCCAAAUUUGGUUGAUAAUAAAAUGAAAUCGCCCUUGAGGAUGGCUGCUAAAUUUGGUCAUAGUAAUGUUCUUCAAUACCUUUUAAAUUUUAAUGGAGCUCCUGAGAUACGAGAUGUACAAGGUAUGACUUCACUUCAUCUAGCUGCUAAAAAUGGACAGUUAGAAUGCUGUAAAGUUAUACUAAAUAAACGACCGUCUAUGGUGAAUUGGAAAGAUAACGGAGGAUGGACUCCACUUGUAUGGGCUUGUGAAAACAGUCAUAUUGAUAUUGUGAAAUAUUUUAUGACUCAUAAUCCAAACACAAGAAUACCUGAUGAUGAAAAUAAUGUUGCAUUACAUUGGGCUGCAGUUUCUGGAUGCCUUGGAGUUGUUAAACCUUUGGUAGAAUUUGAUUCUGAGGUCAAUAUGUUUAAUGAUGCUGGUGACACUGCAUUACAUAUUGCUGCUCGUAAAAAUGCUGUUGAUAUAGUAUCAUAUUUAUUAGAAAAGGGUGCUAUGGCAUGGCACAAAAAUGGAGAUAAAAAAAAACCUAUAGAUUACUGUACUCCGGGUACUAAAUGUUAUAAUUUGCUGAAAAAAGUUCUACCAAAGCAACGUAAACCAGUUUCUUUUGUAAGUCCAUUACUUACUCUUGACUCAGAAUUUGUUAAACGAGAGUUAGAAACAAACAAAACUCCUGUUUUUGUCAAAACUACACCUGUUCUCAUAUCUGAAGAUAUUACUCAUGGUUGUGAAGAUGUUCCAAUUAAAUGUGUAAAUGAAAUUGAUGAUGAAAUACCAAUAGAAUUUACAUACAUUAAAGAGAACUGUUAUGAUGUAGGGAAUUAUGUUGAUUCAGCUAUGUCCCAUAUAGCUAGCUGUAAUUGUGAAGGUGCUUGUAAUACCAAUGAUUGUAAAUGUGUACAAGCCAAUGGUGAUUGUUUGUAUGAUAAAAAUGGAUGCUUGAAUUCUGAUUUUGAUUAUUUUAGCCCGAGUGCUAUAUUAUAUGAGUGCAAUUUGCGUUGUAGGUGUCAUAAACAACGAUGUGGCAAUAGAGUUAUUCAAAAGGGUAUAAAAGUAAAAUUAGAAUUAUAUAAGCAUAAAGAUAUGGGAUGGGGUGUAAGAGCACGGCAAGCCAUACCUCGAGGAACAUUUGUAUGCGAGUAUGUUGGUGAAAUAAUUACUGAUCAAAAAGCUAAUGAUUUAAAAGAAGACUCAUAUUUGUUUAAUUUGGAAAACCCUGGAGCUACUGAAUUAUAUUGUAUUGAUGCCUAUAACUAUAGUAAUGUAUCUCGUUUUAUUAAUCAUUCAUGUGAUCCAAAUCUCAUGUCUGUUCGAUCAUUUAUAAAUCACCAUGACAAAAGAUUUCCCAGAAUUGCAUUUUUUGCAGUUCAAGAUAUAAAAGAAAAUGAACAAUUAAGUUAUGACUAUGGUACUACUUUCUGGAAAAUAAAAGGUGGUUUGUUCACUUGUAAAUGUGGUAAAUCUAACUGCAGUUUUUCAGAAGAAACUAUAAAAAGUCUUCAUAUUGACUCAGAUAAUGAAGAGGUAGAAUUGGAUAAAAAUAUUGAACAAAUUAAAAAUGAAAAAAAAUAUUUGGCGAACAAUAAAUUAUUAAAUCAAGAUAUAGUAGAGACAAAUAAAUCAAAUAGUAACUUGCUAAAUCAAAAAACUGAAUUAUCUAAAAAUAAAAAUUUACUAGGACAAAACACUAAUUUCAAAGAAUUAGAUAUUAACAAAUCCAAGCAAAAAAAUGGAUUAUUAAUUGAAAACAAAUCUAUUAAUUUAAAUGUGAAUAAAGACAAAGAAGAAAAUAAAAAUAUACCUGAACAAUUGCGUAAGGAAUCUGAUGGUCAUUCAAAAAAAAUUCUUGAAUCAAAAUUAAUUCAAAAUAAACCACAAGCUGUGUUAAAUACGCUAGAUAAAAAAAAAUUAGUUGAUAAAAUGGUAAAAGGAAAUGCAUGUCAAUUGUUGAUCAAUAAAAAACAAUCAUCCAUAGAAUCUAUGGAGGGAGACAAUAUUUUUAAUAGCAGCAAAGUGAUCUCAGAAUUAGUUAAAUUAAGCAAAAAUAAAGCAAUUACCACUUAUGUAUUAAGACCUAAACUUACAUCACCUUGUAUUUUUGAAAACAAAAGAGUUGUUGGUGUCCCACCUGAUACUUCAAGUUUUAAUCAAAAAACAACACAAGAAGGUUCAAUUGAUCAAAUUAUGAAAUUUAUCAAAGAUGAACCAAUUUUUAAUGAUUCUGAAACUGAAUUGAAUAUAAUUAACGGGGAACAUCAAUCUGUUGAUUGUUUAGGAACACAGUAUACAUCUGAAAAAAAAGCUUUAGAUGUAAAACAGAAUCCUAAAAUAGAAUGUUUUCCCCGUACUAAUCGAGAUAGUUAAAAAUCAAGUGAAUUAUUAAUAUACAAAAUUUAAAAAUAUAUUAAACAAGGAAUUCAUGUUUUAAUUUUUAAAAAUUAAGAUUUAUUUAUUAUUUUGGAUUUAUUAGACUGAUAAUUUGUAUUUUAAUUUUUAUACUGAUUGAAUAUAUGAAAGUACAAAAUUUUACCAUAGAAACAGCUUUAAUUGAUGUAGUAAAAUAUUUUUGGAGUCAACUUUAAUGAUUG